Molecule: messenger RNA, 1506 nt
Organism: Tripterygium wilfordii
Lineage: Eukaryota; Viridiplantae; Streptophyta; Magnoliopsida; Celastrales; Celastraceae
Product: probable beta-1,3-galactosyltransferase 14
Exons: 7
Coding region: 201-1235 (344 amino acids)
Cellular component (GO): Golgi membrane
Molecular function (GO): hexosyltransferase activity
Source: RefSeq, a predicted model, not a curated record
AGAACUCACCUUCAAAACCGAACACAGCCCAGCUUUGGACCCAAAUAUCACAAUAACUGCCGGUAACGGAAGCAUCACUCGCUAACACCUCGCUUUAACUCAGUCGAAACAAACCCGACUCACUGAGUCGUCUCUCUCUCUGAUGAAGCCGAGGCUUCUUGAUAUACGAUUUCUCUGAAUAAAACCGAUCGAAGCAAACCAUGCCUUCCUCUCCCAAGUAUCUCAACUCGCGCCAAUCACUAUCUCUUGCUCGCAGAUCAACGGCCCUGAUUAUCUCCUGCCUCAUCAUAGGAAUCGCCGGAUUCGUUUUUGGCACAUCGGCGAUACUCGCCGCUUCCCGCGGUGGUUACAGUUGCAAAAACAGCGAGCCGAGAUCGGUGCGCGUGGUAUGGGAGAGGGAUCGUGGCUUUAAGAGCGGAAGUGACGGAGUCGUUUUGAGCGAGAAAAGGCACAAAGUUAUGGGCUUUGUGGGUAUUCAAACCGGGUUUGGCUCAGUUGGUCGCAGAAGGUCGUUAAGAAAGACGUGGAUGCCCUCGGAUCCACAAGGGCUUCAACGUUUGGAAGAAUCCACUGGUUUGGCAUUCAGGUUUGUUAUUGGUAGAACCAAUGAUAAAGCAAAGAUGGCAGAGCUACAAAACGAGAUUGCGGAAUAUGAUGAUUUCUUGCUAUUAGAUAUUGAAGAGCAGUACAGUAAGCUCCCAUAUAAAACGUUGGCUUUCUUUAAAGCUGCUUAUGCACUUUUUGAUUCUGAGUUUUAUGUCAAAGCUGAUGAUGACAUUUACUUAAGACCAGAUCGUUUGUCCCUACUCUUGGCAAAAGAGCGUUCUCACUCUCAGACCUAUCUUGGAUGCAUGAAAAAGGGUCCAGUUUUUACUGAUCCAAAGCUCAAGUGGUACGAACCGUUGUCAUACAUGCUUGGAAAUGAGUAUUUCCUUCAUGCUUAUGGUCCAAUAUAUGCUCUAUCCGCUGAUGUUGUUGCAAGUCUGGUUGCUCUCAGAAACAACAGUUUUCGGAUGUUCAGUAAUGAGGACGUUACAAUUGGUGCGUGGAUGCUUGCAAUGAAUGUCAAACAUGAGGACAAUCGAGCCCUUUGUGAACCAGAGUGUACUCCAUCAUCCAUCGCUGUCUGGGAUAUUCCAAAAUGUUCAGGGCUUUGUAAUCCAGAAAAGAAGUUAUUAGAACAUCAUCAAAAGGAGAGCUGCUCAAAAAGCCCAACUUUGGCUUCUGAUGAUUAGCAACUUUUCCGUGAUUUGCACAAAUUUUGUCAUACUGAGUAGGUACUUUAACAAACCCUCGUCUCCUAGAUGUCGGUUGUGAUGCUAAUCAACAUUCUUCGUAUUCUUUUACUGUAUCAGCUAAACCUUCUUCCCCAUGGCUAAAUCCUGAGAAUUAUCACAAGUUUGUUCGAGUUUAGACUUUAGGAAACUGAUAGUUAUACACACUACAUUAUGUUGAAAUACUCUUCUUUUAAGAAUGCUGAAGGAUGUUCACUUUGUUCUCUGCUCA